Molecule: messenger RNA, 1245 nt
Organism: Verticillium dahliae VdLs.17
Lineage: Eukaryota; Fungi; Ascomycota; Sordariomycetes; Glomerellales; Plectosphaerellaceae
Product: 3-ketoacyl-CoA thiolase
Exons: 3
Coding region: 1-1245 (414 amino acids)
Biological process (GO): phenylacetate catabolic process; fatty acid beta-oxidation
Cellular component (GO): peroxisome
Molecular function (GO): acetyl-CoA C-acyltransferase activity
Source: RefSeq, a predicted model, not a curated record
AUGGAACGCAUCUCCUCCAUCGUGAAGCACCUGAACCCGGGCUCGGCCCUGAACCAGAUCCAGGCCAAGAACCCCGAUGAUGUGGUCAUCACCCUCGCUGCGCGUACACCCCUGACCAAGGCUCGCAAAGGUGGUUUCAAGGACACAUCGCUCGAGUACAUAAUCUUUGCGCUCCUCGACCAGGUUCGCGAGCGCUCCAACCUCGACCCGGCUCUCGUGGAGGACAUUCGCAUGGGCAAUGUCUCCGACGGCAAGGCCGCUUACAAGCUCCGCGCCGCGGCCCUCGCCGCCGGCUUCCCCAACACAUCGGCGGCGUCGUCGGUGAACCGGUUCUGCUCGUCAGGCCUGCAGGCGACGGCGGACAUUGCGCACGCCAUUGCGCAGGGGUCGAUCGCCGUGGGCAUCGCGAUGGGCGCCGAGUCCAUGUCGAUCGGCGGCGACGCGCUCGACCAGCCGUUCGACGAGGCCGUGACGUCGCGCUCGCAGGAGUCGGCCGACUGCAUGCAGCCGAUGGGCUGGACGUCGGAGAACGUGGCGCGCGACUUUGGCGUGACGCGCGAGCAGAUGGACGCAUUUGCCGCCGAGUCGUUCCAGCGCGCCGAGCGCGCGCAAAAGGAGGGCCUCACGGCCGACGAGAUUGUGCCCAUCACGACCAAGGUCAAGGCCGCCGACGGCACCGAGCAGACGGUCACGCUGACGCGCGACGAGGGCAUCCGCCCCGGCACGACGGCCGCGUCCCUCGCCAAGGUCCGCGCCGCCUUCCCCCAGUGGGGCGAGACGUCGACCGGCGGCAACUCGAGCCAGGUCACCGACGGCGCCGCCGCCCUCGUCCUCAUGAAGCGCUCGACGGCCGUCGCACUCGGCCAGCCCAUCCUCGCCAAGUACGUCGCCUCGACCGUCGCCGGCCUCGCGCCCCGCAUCAUGGGCAUUGGCCCUUCGAUCGCCAUCCCCAAGCUGCUGAGCCAGGUCGGCGUCUCGGCCGCCGAUGUCGACGUCUUCGAGGUCAACGAGGCCUUUGCCUCCAUGGCCGUCUACUGCCGCGACAAGCUCGAGCUCGACUGGGCCAAGAUGAACCCCCGCGGCGGCGCCAUUGCCCUCGGCCACCCCCUCGGCGCCACCGGCGCCCGCCAGGUCGUCACCGGCCUCAGCGAGCUGCGCAGACGCAAGGGCAAGGUCCUCGUCGUGAGCAUGUGCAUCGGCACCGGCAUGGGCAUGGCCGGCAUGUUCGUCAACGAGGUCUUGUAA